AUGAAGUUUGGAUUAGUUGCUGCAUGUGCACUGGUGGCUGGAACUGUAGUGGCAGACCACCAUCAAGCCAAUUUCGAAGGUUGGACUCAUAAUGAUUUGAAACAGUAUGUGCAGGAUCAUAGUAAGAGGUUGGAAAAUUUAGGGUCAAAGACCUUGGAAGAGUUGAAGGAGGAGUUGGGCGAAAGUUACGAGAAAAACGCACAGCCCAAGCCUUGGUGGCAGAUUUGGCCGGCUCAUAAGGACCCUUAUAUGAGCAGAAAGGGACCUAGCUCGGCUGUAUCCGAUUGGUUUUUUGAUACGUGGAGUGAUUCCGAUUUGCAAAAAUACUUGCGUCAGAACAACGUGAAGUACGAUGCCAAGGCUUCCAAGGACCAGUUGGUCAAGGCUGCGCGCGAUAGUUUCCAUGAUGUUUCUAAGAAACUAGGAUGUUCAGGAUUUUACUUAUCGAAUGAGUACUUCCAGGACUGGGAUGAAGAUGAUUUGAAAGCUUGGUUGAAGGAUUAUGACAUUGACUACGAAAAGAUCGCAGACAAUAAGGAUGCGCUUUUGGACAAGGUCAGAGAAAACAUUUACCAUGCUUCGAAGCUUGCUGAGGAGAAGAGGGGUGAUUUCUUGAAAACCUUGGACUUGGCUAACAAACAGAUUGUUGACAGCGCCGGCAGUAUCAAGGAUGAUGUGUUUAAUUCGUGGUCUACUGAAAACUUGAAGCAAUGGUUAGUGUACCACAAGGUUAAGAUUGACGAUAAGGUCGCUGAUAACCGCGAUGAGUUGCUCAAAGCUGCUAAGAAGCAGGCUAAUUACUUGAAGGAUGACGUCGACUGGUACUUGAACUAUAUGAAGAACAAAUCGAGCCGUUUUAUCAAAAAGACACCCGAAUACGCUGCUUCAGUGUGGGAUCAAACCAUGUCUAAGUUGGGUGGAUUGUUUUUCCAUUACACAGACAAAACUGGUGAUGCAAUCAACGAUACUUUCCUUGUUGGUGUUGAAGACUGGUCAAGGGACAGAUUGAAGACUUACUUGGACCUUCGUGGCGUGAAAUACCACUUGCUAUCCACAAACAACGAGCUUCGCAGGCUCGCAGUCGAAAACAGAAACAAACCUUUGCGUAAAUUGCAAGAAAACUACAACAAGCUUACUGAGGGUCUCACCUACGAUAACAUGAAAAUUAGGGCACAGGAUAAAGCCGAUAAGGUUCAGGACACUGACGCUUAUAACACCAUGUCCAGUAGUAUUAAUUCCCUAAACAAGGACACUCAAAAAUGGGCCAAUGAUUUCACCAAGAAAUGGUCUGACUCCCUCACUUCGUGGUCUGUAGAUGACCUCAGGAACUACGUCAAGAGUUUCGGUGUGGACCCAUCGAGUCUAACCAAGGAGGAUCUAAUCACCCAGGCAAGAGUGAAGACCCAGCUUUUCUUCGGUACUUUUAAUGAGCCCUGGUACGCAAGAUGGUUGUACAAGGCCCGUUUCUUCUUGAGACAUCCUUUCAGCCUGUUUGCAUGA
Torulaspora delbrueckii is the source of this 1500-nucleotide messenger RNA. It is a transcript of the gene MSC1, whose product is annotated as double-strand break repair enhancer MSC1. The transcript has a single exon. Lineage: Eukaryota; Fungi; Ascomycota; Saccharomycetes; Saccharomycetales; Saccharomycetaceae. The record is from RefSeq and is a predicted model, not a curated record. The coding region runs from base 1 to 1500 and encodes 499 amino acids.